GCGCCUCGGCCACUGGGCUCUGCGGAGCGAGCUAGUGGUCAGCUCGGAGGCGGAGGUGCGCGUGUCCCGUUCCAAGGCCGACGCCAGCUCGCAGGCAUGGCCCCGGCAGCGGCUUCGGGUGGCAGCACCCUGCCCAGUGGCUUCUCGGUCUUCAUCACCUUCCCUGACUUGCUCUUCAUCUUUGAGUUUAUCUUUGGAGGUCUGGUGUGGAUCCUCAUCGCCUCCUCCCUGGUGCCCUUUGCCCUGGUCCAAGGCUGGGUGAUGUUCGUGUCUGUGUUCUGCUUCAUGGCCACCGCUGCCCUGAUGGUCAUGUAUGUAAUUGGUACUCAUGGUGGUGAGACUUCCUGGAUCACACUGGAUGCAGCCUACCACUGUGUGGCUGCCCUGUUUUACCUCAGUGCCUCAGUUCUGGAAGCCCUGGCCACCAUCACAAUGUACGAUGGCUACACCUACAAGCAGUACCAUGAGAACAUCUCUGCAGUGGUGUUUGCCUACGUGGCCACUCUGCUCUACGUGGUCCAUGCCGUGUUUUCCUUAAUCAGAUGGAAGUCUUCAUAGGACAGCAGACCAGGAGCUGGAACCCAGAUGACAUUAACUGAUCAGCUCAUCUCCUGCAUUAACUUCUUAGAGCACAGACACGAUGGUGAAGAAAAGGAAACAAGCCCCAAAGCAAACAAAACAAAAACAAAAGGAAGCCAUGUUCUGUUUCCCUUGGGUGUCAUGUUUACUUUCUGUCAAGGGUUUAGGGCUUGCUAUGUUUAACCUCCAGCUGUGGGAGGAAGGGACUGUCUUGCCAGGGGCCUUUCUGUCCUUGACAGGGACAGUGGGUGGGAACUGGGAACCUUGAUCUGAAGAGUUGACGAUUUUCCCUUGACCCUUGGAACAUGUCUUAAGAACUGCGUCUUGGAAUUUUCCACGGCUCUUUAGAGCAUACAUCCUCUGGCAUGUCUUAUUCUUUGUGGAUAGUCUGAGCAUCACAGAGAUUGAAAUUCACCCAGUAGAGUCUCCAGAUGUUUGUGGUGGAAGAUGAGCCCCUCUGAAACACUCCAUUAAACGUCUUUAUAUCUCAUGCUUCAAGGGUACGGGGCUAAGGGGUUGCUUUUCAUUCUCUGGGAUCAGAGACACCUUCCAGUCAACUUUCUUCCUGAAGCAUCCUUUGAUUUACCCGAACUCUCAAGGAACAAUUCAGAUGGGCAUGCUGGGCCACUCUUUCCCAGCGUGACUCACUGAGGAUCCCACCCUCACAACAAUGUCUGUCAGGAUAGUGGCUCCUUGUAGGGAGAUCCCAGGGGCUCCACCUUUUCCUUUGAAGACACAGCAGUCUGCUCAAUUAGAGUUCUCUCAAGCCCUGAGAAAACUAGCUCUGGUCAUUUCUUCCCUCUCUUUGUAAGGUAGUCUAAAAUGCUCCAUUUAUGAUCUCUUGAUGUGUUUGGGCACGUCUUCAGACCACUCCCUUGGGGGAGAAAAGGGACCAGACUGCAGAGUGAGGGGAUAGACAAUGACUAUUGGGGUUGCCAUAUUCCAGGAUAGGGACAUCUGACCCGAAAUGAGGAAGUAUCAUUGGGAAAGUCAGGUUCCCUACUAGGAGAUUUCACCUUGACCCCAUGACUUAAAGAAGGGAGUGGCAGUAUAGAGAUGCAGCCCCAGAUGUAGGCCUCUCCUGCCAGUCUCCAGGAGAGUCAAGAUUCUAGCCUCAGCAGAAAGAUUAACUAGCUGAUGUUUUGUUCUCCAACAAAGUAGGAGAUGUGUGCUACAAUUAAAUUGGAUUUGGGAACUUUUCUACCUUGCUUCUGAGGAUGGAAACCAGGGCCUGUGCAUGUAAUACUCUACUGCUGAAUCCCACCCCCACCCCAGAUUGGGUCUUAAUGGCACAUCCAGGAGGACUUUUGUUAUCCUAGCAUCACUGGGACCCAAGUCUGUCAUUUGUCCACUUAGUACAACCAAAAUUUCAUAGUAAAACACAAGUAAAAGAUUAAGUUGGGCAUUUAUUUUUAAAAUAUAAAAUAUAAACUAAGAGAUAAUAUGAAGUUCAUUAUAAUGUUUAACAAAAUCUGAAAUAAUGUUGACUGGGGAAGUCUUGUUUUCAACAAACCUGCACCAUAACAUUAUAUUAACCAACAGCUCAACAAGAAUGAGGAUCGCAUUUUGACAGGAGGUGGGGAAGGAGAAAGGGAUGGGAUAAGAAAGGAAGAAGGAAGGAAGGAAGGAAGGGUAACUAAAAUGAAAUUUCCCUAGGAUUUCUCAAUGUUUCAGAUUUUUAAUCAUUAAAAGAAACUUUCAUACAA
Molecule: messenger RNA, 2285 nt
Organism: Mesocricetus auratus (golden hamster)
Lineage: Eukaryota; Metazoa; Chordata; Mammalia; Rodentia; Cricetidae
Gene: Mal
Product: mal, T cell differentiation protein
Exons: 4
Coding region: 97-558 (153 amino acids)
Biological process (GO): myelination
Cellular component (GO): membrane
Molecular function (GO): structural constituent of myelin sheath
Source: RefSeq, a predicted model, not a curated record